Molecule: messenger RNA, 1143 nt
Organism: Cetraspora pellucida
Lineage: Eukaryota; Fungi; Glomeromycota; Glomeromycetes; Diversisporales; Gigasporaceae
Source: the annotation of a GenBank genome assembly
AUGACUCUUGAAAAUGACCAAACACUCCCUCGUAUAUAUUAUGAGGGUGAAGGCAAAUUUCUCCAAUUUAAAAUUCAUGAUGUCAUUUUUUGUUGCAAACUUCCAACACCAAAUGAACUCACCUUCAAAUCGGAAGGAUGCAAAAAGUUAAAUGAUUAUACUAUAUUCCGUAAAGUGCUUCAACAACAUUUGCAAACCAAAUCGGACAAUUUAAAAAUUGCUCGAAUUCAAAAUGUUGAUAUUUCGUCUCUGUCUGGAGAAAUUUGGAAAAAUAGCUCGAAAGCAUUUAAAGAGAUGUUCAGGAUGUAUGCCGAAGAAGUUAACAAAAAUAGGACGAGACAUUCGCAGAAACAAUUGAGUAUUGCUAUUGUAGAUCCAACAGGCAAAAAGAAAAAGCCUAGGAAGGUAAAUAAGAACAAAGAAAGGAAGAAUAACCAUUCUAAACAGAUUAUAGAUAAAAUGAAACCAAGUGCCACAUCUAAUAUCAUCGACGAUUCAAACUUCGAUAACUCCCAAAUAAUGAUACCUGGUAACAUCAAUGACGUAAAAGAAAUUCCUGAAAUUUCUCAAAUAGUAAAUGUUGUGAAACACCCCACACAAUUCAAUAUUUUUUCUCCAGAUGCAUAUAUGCAACCACCAUUACCUUCAACAUCACUUCCCUGGAGUAGUUUCUUUGGAGAUGUCACGUCGGACUUCAUAGACGGCAUAAAUUUUGAUAACCUUACACAUAAUGAAUUUAAUAGCAACUUUCAACAACUUCAUACUGACCAUCUCACACCUGUUCCUCCAAACAAUACAAAUGUAUAUAUACCUUGUCAAACCACUAUCAGUAAUUUAGUCAAUGGAUUACCAUCACUUACCGACGAGAACAACAAUUCUGAUAUCAUAAAUGGUAUUAUCUUUGAUAGUUCGCUCUAUGAUGGUACCAAACCACUUUCAACUAGUUAUGAGGACAUAAUCAAUGUUAAUUCCAUAAUUCAACAACCAAUUAACCCUAUGUGUUAUAUGCAACCUAAAUUUACUUCGAUUUCUCCAAAUGAUGUACACACAUACAUACCAACACAAUUAGAGACUGGUAGUAAUCAUAUCGAGUAUCAUAUGUCCCAACUACACACUAUUUUUCCUGACAAUUACGAUAAAUAA